Otolemur garnettii (small-eared galago) is the source of this 1991-nucleotide messenger RNA. RefSeq names its product anoctamin 10 (gene ANO10). The transcript is spliced from 12 exons. Bases 11 to 1990 code for a protein of 659 amino acids. Gene Ontology annotation, molecular function: chloride channel activity. Lineage: Eukaryota; Metazoa; Chordata; Mammalia; Primates; Galagidae. Gene Ontology annotation, cellular component: plasma membrane. The record is from RefSeq and is a predicted model, not a curated record. Gene Ontology annotation, biological process: chloride transmembrane transport.
UUUGUUGAAGAUGAAAGUGACCUUAUCAGCUUUGGAUACUUAUGAGACUUCUUUCACACCUUUGGUGGUCAUAGAACUUGCUCAGGAUGUCAAAGAAGAAACCAAAGAAUGGCUGAAAAAUAGAAUUAUUGCUAAAAAAAAAGAUGGAGGUGCCCAGUUGUUGUUUAGACCAUUGUUAAAUAAGUAUGAGAAAGAGACACUAGAAAAUCAGAAUUUAUAUCUUGUUGGUGCCUCCACCAUUAGACUGUUACUUGGGGCAGAAGCAGUGGGAUUGGUCAAAGAGUGCAAUGAUAACACCAUGAGAGCCUUCACAUACGGAACCCGACAGAACUUCAAAGGUUUUGAUGAUAACAAUGAUGAUUUCCUCACAAUGGCAGAAUGUCAAUUCAUUAUCAAACAUGAACUUGAAAAUCUUAGAGCUAAAGAUGAAAAAAUGAUCCCCGGUUACCCCCAGGCAAAAUUGUAUCCAGGAAAAUCAUUAUUGAGAAGAUUGCUCACGUCUGGCAUUGUGGUUCAGGUGUUUCCACUGCAUGAUAAUGAAGCUCUGAAGAAGCUUGAGGACACCUGGUACACUCGGUUUACCUUGAAGUAUCAGCCCAUAGACAAUAUUCGUGGCUACUUCGGGGAAACCAUCGCUCUUUACUUUGGCUUUUUGGAAUACUUCACCUUUGCCUUAAUCCCCAUGGCCAUCAUUGGGUUACCUUACUACUUGUUUGCGUGGGAAGACUAUGACAAGUAUGUGAUCUUUGCCUCGUUCAACUUGAUCUGGUCCACGGUGAUCUUGGAAGUGUGGAAGCGUGGCUGUGCCAACAUGAGCUACCGGUGGGGGACCCUGGUCAUGAAGAGGCAGUUUGAGGAGCCGAGGCCGGGAUUUCAUGGCGUCCUGGGCAUCAAUUCCGUCACUGGCAGGGAGGAACCUCUCUACCCCAGCUACAAGAGACAGUUGCGCAUUUACCUGGUUUCUCUGCCGUUUGUGUGCCUCUGUCUCUAUUUCUCUCUUUAUGUCAUGAUGAUUUACUUUGAUUUGGAGAUCUGGGCCUUGCAUCUACAUGAGAACAGCGGGUCUGAGUGGACCAGCAUCUUGUUGUAUGUGCCCAGCAUCAUCUAUGCCAUCGUGAUUGAGAUCAUGAACCGUCUCUAUCGAUAUGCUGCUGAGUUUUUAACCUCCUGGGAGAAUCAUAGAUUGGAAUCUGCCUAUCAGAAUCACCUAAUUCUGAAAGUUUUAGUGUUCAACUUUCUAAAUUGCUUUGCCUCCCUCUUCUACAUUGCCUUUGUCCUGAAGGAUAUGAAGCUUUUGCGCCAGAGCCUGGCCACUCUCCUGAUUACCUCCCAGAUCCUUAACCAAAUUGUGGAAUCUCUUCUUCCUUAUUGGCUCCAAAGGAAGCAUGGUGUGCAGGUAAAGAGGAAGCUUCAAGCUUUAAAGGCAGACGUUGAUGCUACGUUAUAUGAACAAGUCAUCCUGGAAAAAGAGAUGGGAACUUAUAUGGGUACCUUCGAUGAUUACUUGGAGUUGUUCCUGCAGUUUGGUUAUGUGAGCCUGUUCUCCUGUGUUUAUCCAUUGGCAGCUGCCUUUGCCGUAUUAAAUAACUUCACUGAAGUCAAUUCAGAUGCCUUAAAAAUGUGCAGGGUCUUCAAACGUCCAUUCUCAGAACCUUCAGCCAGUAUUGGUGUUUGGCAGUUGGCUUUUGAAACAAUGAGUGUCAUAUCCGUGGUCACUAACUGUGUUCUGAUUGGAAUGUCACCUCAAGUGAAUGCAGUCUUCCCAGAGUCAAAAGUGGACCUCAUUUUGAUUGUGGUAGCCGUGGAGCAUGUGCUCCUGGCUUUGAAGUUUAUACUUGCAUUUGCUAUACCUGAUAAACCACGACAUAUCCAGAUGAAACUGGCCCGAUUGGAAUUUGAAUCUUUGGAGGCACUCAAGCAGCAGCAAAUGAAGCUUGUGGCCGAGAACCUGAAGGAGGACCCAAGGGAAAGCAAGGAGAAAGAGCCCUGAG